AUGGCCUGCAGGGGAUGCCGAAGAGUUGGAAAUGCACAGAUGCCGCAGGUUUUCUUCAUCACUGGAAUCCAUAUUCGGGUGUUUCAAGAAGUGAAACGAUCUGCUCAGUCGGACCAAAAUCAGGACCCAUCCAGCGGGCUACCGCCUGUUACCACCGGUACCCUCCACAUUCGUACAUUUUCGUUCCUAUACAAAGCAAUACCAACCUUCGACGAAGCCUUGCUUCCACCUUCACGUGUGCAGAUUUUCAAAGGCAUUGCUGUCAUCUACAUCGUAGAGGGUGUGAUUGUGAGUUCCUACAACAUGGCGCUGUCUGCUCGCGUUAAGUACCCGGGUUCCGAGGCCGCCGACACAGAGCCCCAUUUUUCCGGGCGACGUGGAGUCCGAAUGGGACUACGAGUGAUUUUGGUUUUUGUGAGCACGUUCCUGCUGCUAGACUCUCUAUCGUUUCCCGGAUGCAUACGCGCGCUGGCUUCCGAUUCAACGAACCCAUCUUGUGAGACAGAAGGGGCUGUGACUAAGUGCACUAGCACAACAGACGAACAGAGUAAAAAGGAUCUGAUAGCAACCCUCUCUGAAGAGAAAAACAUCCUUGUGAUUGGCUGCAAGAAAAACGAUCUUACGUGUGCACCCGAUGACCUCGCGACCAACGAGGUCUGCCCUUCAACCACAGCCACCCUGAAGGAUUGCAAAAAAGCAAAAAGAGGACCCACUGCGUCGUUCGACAUCAACACCCUCCUCAGCGGUUCCCCAAAAGACGUAUCCUGGCGUAAUUGUGACGACGCGACGUGCACGACUAAGAAGUUGACGAUCCCUCCUGAAAAUUUCCCCUUUGUCGACCAACAGUUCAUUGUCGGCUGCGUAGAUAAGAGCGCUUCUAAAGACACAAUGAAGGUGACAGUGACGCUGCAAGCGAGAGCGAGUGCGACGGACGAACAGACUGUCAAAUGUGCGUACGGACAGAAUAGCAAUCCAACACACCAAGCCGUCACACUGAGUCCGGAGAAGAACAGCUUCACCCUGGUCUGCGGCGACGAGGGAGAAGUUCUGCCGACAAAUUACAAAGAGGCGUACUGCGUGAGUGAAACCGGGAGGGAAGCAUCCGAGUCCUGCACUGGAGCGUACAACGGCAUUUUCCCGAAUUAUGAAACGACCUGGUGGACACAAACGGCAAACACCGACGAGUACAGGUUCACGAUUCCAGAAGGGCAGUUCCCGGCGGAGGAACAGAAGAUUACGGUUGGCUGCCACAAGAAGACAGCCAGUGAAAACGAGAAGAGAACACGGGGACCCGUGAAGGAGGGGGAAGCGACGUCGACUGUGUGCAGUGUUGAUGUGACAAUUAUGGCAUCUGCAGCUUCGUCUGCGGCGUUGGCCAAUGGCAUGGCUGUUAUGUUCGUGUCGUUCGUGGGGCUUGCCUCCACUAGUGUUUUUUAG
This is a messenger RNA of Neospora caninum, 1437 nucleotides long. RefSeq names its product SRS domain-containing protein. The record is from RefSeq and is a predicted model, not a curated record. Lineage: Eukaryota; Apicomplexa; Conoidasida; Eucoccidiorida; Sarcocystidae. The coding region runs from base 1 to 1437 and encodes 478 amino acids. The transcript has a single exon. Gene Ontology annotation, cellular component: membrane.